This is a messenger RNA of Melanotaenia boesemani (Boeseman's rainbowfish), 2617 nucleotides long. RefSeq names its product V-set and transmembrane domain containing 4a (gene vstm4a). Lineage: Eukaryota; Metazoa; Chordata; Actinopteri; Atheriniformes; Melanotaeniidae. The coding region runs from base 86 to 1138 and encodes 350 amino acids. The record is from RefSeq and is a predicted model, not a curated record. The transcript is spliced from 9 exons.
GGGAGAGAGUGGGAGUUUCUAAGUGGGAACAGAGCCUUUACUGUUUCAUAUUACAGAGAAAAGAGGAGAAAGAGGAGAAGAGUUAAUGGUGGUUAAGGGCUCUGUGGUCCUUGUCCUGACUAAGGCUCUGGUCACAGAGGUAUGUCAAGCCUUAAAUGUGACAGUCACCCCUGGGCCAGUUGUCAUAGUAACAGAGAGAGACAACCUGACACUGUCCUGUCUGGUGUCCCAAAGGAAGAGGAUCAACAGUGUUCUCAUUCUUCGUUGGUUCUUCUCUCCUCUUACGGCACCAACUCUUGCUCUUCCCUCCUCUGUUCCACCCACCUCUCCUCCUGGUCCGUCUCCCUUUCUGAUUGUGAAGAUGGGCAUAAAGAGAAUGAAGCUGUAUGGAAACUACACCCAUCAUUUUCCUAAGCCAAAGUUUCGUCUACAUGAUGAAGAUGGGGGAGAGGUGUACAGGUUGCUGAUCUUCAGUGUGACAGAGACAGAUCAGGGCUUUUACAGCUGUAGAGUCCAAGAGAUCAGAAGGUUCAGAAACACAUGGAGAGCCUCCUCUAACGGCACUAGCACCACACAGCUGACAGUGCACUUUACCCCUGAGGAUGGUAGCAGUGAAGGACUGUGGAUUUUAUUUGCAGACGUGUAUCUGUGUGCUGUGCUGAUCUGCUCACUGGGCCUAUUGUCCAUGUUCCUCUUCACCCUUGUCCUAACAUGUCAGUACUUUUACAGAAGACAUAGGCUUAAAGCCAGUUACCUUCUAGUAAAGUGCCCAGAAAGCAGCUCAGGAGAAACUGUUACCAGCUCCAGCAGUUGUUCCAGUUCCUCCCCAAGAGCACAAAGAAAAGACAGGGGACAAAAAAUUGACAAAGUCUCAGCGACAGCACCUAAACUACUUGAAGAGGCACUGCUUCACACAGCACCCAAAGUGCCUACAGCUGCAAAGAGACCUCAGAAGCCCAGAAGGCUGAAGCCAAGAUCUGCUGCUCCUCGAGUCUCACAUGAAGACAGCCUGACGUAUGCAGAGCUGGAGCUUGUCAGACCGAGGCAAGAGCCGCCAGCCUCCUGCAGCCCUGACCCCACACCCUCCAGUCCAGACACCGUGUAUGCUCAGAUCCUCUUCCAGGAGAAACAGCUGUAGACGUGGCAGCUCAGUAACCUUCUGGUGAGGCAGAGGUUCAGUUCCCCAGGCUGAACUGAACAAGAUGAUAUCCAAAGAUCUAUAUUUAUGAACUAUGAGUAUGACAUUAAGCAUUUUUUUUUUUUUGUGAGGUUUUUUUUGUUGUUUUUGUAUGGACGUAUGCUACAUCUUUUUGAUCUGUGCAGCACAACAGUUUUUGGGGCUUACAAUUCUGUUGUUUUGUUCGUUGGCAUCACUGACCUGUGAGCCAGAUGUUUAUAGUUCUGCUCUUAACUAUUUUGUAUAAACUCAGGAGACUAUGUGGAAAGAAACUGUUGCACAGGCUUUCUUACUGCAUUGUCAUAAGAUGUAAUACUCUUUACAGUUUUUAAGUACAUUUAUAAUAGCUUUAUUAAUACACCAUAUUAAUUAAUACUUUUGGGUCUGUAAUCUUUAACUUGCUCUUUACGGUGAUUGUACCCUGUAAACAAGCAAAAAGUGCUUCACAAAAGACAAAAUUUUGAGGAAAUGAAUGUGCUCCACAUUCUGCCAACAAAGUAGUUGUUUUUGUUUUUUAUUUUUUAAUUUGCAUCUCUGUUCUUUGUUCUGGGACAUAUUGAAACCAGCUACAUGUUUAGGAGGCAGAUACUGAAUGAGAGUUGUAUCAAUGUUCUCAUCCAACUCCUGCCAAGAAAGCAAACGUGCACACUUUCCAGUCCAUGUUAAAUCUCUAAUAAAAUACCAGAAGGGGCAGAAACAACAGCAUCUUCUGCUUCUGAUUUCAAAGUCAGAUCAAUGUGGCAACAGCUAUAAAAACCAAAUAUGAGUCCUGAAAGCAGCACAUGCUCCACCCAGGAAAGGUGAAGGGUGUAGGCCAUUUUGUGAAGGUCAGUGUGAAAAAUGGGAUGAAGAUGGAGGUGCCUGGAGAAAGAGAAUGAUGCACAUCCACACUCUUAGCGAGUGGGAGUGAUUGAGAAAGAGGCCAUCAUCCCCCACAGUUCAUACUUACUGACUGGGAUGAACCCGCUAAUGACUACAUUUAUUCAAAUUAGACUAAUUGUAAUCAUGGUUAAUAAUUAGCUUUACAGUGCAUUAUAAUUGGGUUAGGCUACAAGAUGGUUCUGCCUAGGUGCAAUAAUUUAUUUGAUUUAAUUAUUCUAAGGAACCCAAUGGUUUGACAUCUCAUAUCAUAAAACCAGCCGUGUAGAGAGAAUGGAGAUGACUGUUGUCUUUAGAGAAGGUCAUUGCUCGCUCUCUGGGAAAAUUAUGAGGACUAUUUUCCACUCUAUUAAGCUACUCCACUUAGCACAAUUAGCCACACACACAGAAAGGUUAAAGAGAAAGACCCCUUCCUUUAUGAUAGAGAGGAGUGGUGCAUGUGCAUGAGAGUGCCAGCAGGAGACAGAAGGCAAGCAAGCCUUCACAAACCACUCUUCAACAUGCUUAUGCAUUGGAAUAUGUCUGGUGUGAGAGUUUUAAAGUACAAUCUUUCCUGUGAAA